AUUAUGACGACGUCACACAAAGCUUUGCGAUUUAAAACAUUCAAAACAGACUUUUAAAAAAAAACAUGUUCACGUGGCAGAAAGAUCAAAUUACUUUUUCUUUUUUUGGCACCUGUUGAAGGUCAUUGUAAACAAUUAUUUACAUAUCAUUAAAUUUAUAUAUAGAAAGUGUAGUGUCAUUAGAUUUCUAACAAUGUGUCGAAAUACUGAAAAUAGAAAAUCAUCAAUAAUGUUAAUGCCGGUGUUAUUGAGUGCAUUCGCUAUACCAGUUUCAAUGAUGUUUUGGAUUAUAAAUGUUGUUUAUAAAUUUUUCUCACCUAAUUUGGAACAUCAUUUUGAUGGUUAUCCCGUUAUUUCACCUUGGAGAUGGCUUGCUUCGGUUGUUAUUCCUCUUUUAUUUAUUAUUUGGGGAUUAAAGAAGAAAAGUUUGGAUCUCAGUGGAGCUCUACUUGGACUUUUUACUGGUUUUAUUCUGACUUUAACGAGUUACGCACAUUUGGCAUGUUUAAUGGCAUUUUUUGUUAGUUCGUCAAAGGCGACGAAAUUUCGAAUGGAGAAGAAAAAAAAAUUUGACUGUGAUUUUAAAGAAGGUGGUCAAAGAAAUUGGAUACAAGUUUUAUGUAAUGGAGGAAUGGCAUCGCAAUUAGCAUUACUUUAUUUAUUAGACGUAGGUUGUGGUGAACGACCCAUUGAUUUUGCAAAAGACUAUCGAAGUUCUUGGUUAUCAAUAGGAAUACUGGGAGCUUUAGGUUGUUGUAAUGGUGAUACGUGGGCAUCGGAAUUGGGAACAGUGAUUGGUGAUUCGGAUCCAUUUCUCAUUACAAAUAGAAAACGAGUACCACGAGGAACAAAUGGAGGUGUUUCUUGUGUUGGACUUGUAAUGUCUCUUUUAGGCGGUUUAUUUAUUGGUUUAUUUCAUUAUUUGGCUGUGCUUUAUACUGUGGAUUCGGCAAUUUUAGAAUUAGCCGCACCUCAGUGGCCAAUUAUUGUUGCUGGAGGAAUUAGUGGACUUUUGGGAAGUAUUAUUGACUCAAUUCUUGGUGCCACUCUUCAAUACUCUGGAAUGGACGAGAAAGGCAAAGUCGUUGAGAAACCGGGCAAAGGUGUAAGACACAUUUGUGGAAAACAAAUUUUGGAUAAUCAUAGUGUUAAUUUGCUGUCAACUAUAAUUAUGUCAUUCACACUUCCAAGGAUAGCAAAUUUACUCUGGCCUUAAGCAGGAGAAAAAGAGAAAAAGACGAAGGCAAGAUGAUCGAUGUUGAUACAAUUAAGACGUAUAAUUACUAUUUAUAUCUGAAUAUUUACCGAAACGUUUGUUGUGGUCGUGCAGGAAGUUGCUCGUUUUCUUACAAACACCGAAGCUUCCCAUCUUCUCUUAAAAUGGGUAAUCACCUGGAAAGAAAUUCUCUUCGAUUACGAGACGAAG
Messenger RNA from Leptopilina boulardi, 1426 nucleotides. Its product is annotated as transmembrane protein 19. Gene Ontology annotation, cellular component: membrane. The coding region runs from base 194 to 1216 and encodes 340 amino acids. Lineage: Eukaryota; Metazoa; Arthropoda; Insecta; Hymenoptera; Figitidae. The record is from RefSeq and is a predicted model, not a curated record. The transcript has 7 exons.